This is a messenger RNA of Ramularia collo-cygni, 1683 nucleotides long. RefSeq names its product related to PAC2-involved in the stabilization of microtubles. The transcript has 2 exons. The coding region runs from base 1 to 1683 and encodes 560 amino acids. The record is from RefSeq and is a predicted model, not a curated record. Lineage: Eukaryota; Fungi; Ascomycota; Dothideomycetes; Mycosphaerellales; Mycosphaerellaceae. Gene Ontology annotation, molecular function: protein binding.
AUGGAUUAUCACAUUGGCCAACGACUGAGCCUGAAAGACCACCUCUGUACAGUCCGCUACCUUGGCUCUGUUGCUGGCAAAGCAGGGGACUGGUUGGGCGUAGAAUGGGACGACACCAGCCGUGRCAAGCAUGAUGGARCGCACGACGGGACGAAGUAUUUUGAAUGCAGAAGUUCCGMAGCGACCGCCGCGUCCUUUCUUCGACCUCAGCAGGCAUGGGAUAAACCAAGAAGCUUCCUGCAAGCGCUCAAGGAGAAAUACAUGCCCGAGGAUGCUGGUACGGGAGGCGAGAUUGUCUAUUUCUCCAGCAAAAAGGCCGAGGAAGUAGGCUUUGCCAAAUUCGCCAAGYGGCAGGCUCAGUUACAAGGCAUUCAUGUUAUCGUGCUGGACCAUAUGCGGAUUUACUUGGAUGGACUCAAAGACGAAGCUGAAGCGGUGACCGCAACUUGUGCCAACAUCACUGAUCUGGACCUUGGAAGCAACCUACUCGAAUCGUUCGACAACGUAAUUGAGCUUGUUGACCUCUUGCCAAAGUUACGCAGUAUUGUGCUUGAUGGCAAUCGAUUCCACAGUAUACCAGUAGGGAGCAAUCAAGGACUCGAGGGCAUCAAGUCCGUCGGGCUGUCGAACACGCUGCUCAGCUGGGCUGAGAUCGCUCUUUUGAUGCAAAGAGUACCCAAUCUUUCGAACCUAGCUCUAGCCAACAACGACCUGAAGCACAUUGGCUCCGAAAAACUCCUAGAGAGUAUUCAAACCAUGGAAUUAGCUGGAAAUCACUUCACUGCAUUGUCCGAUCUGGAGAACCUUGUCGCGUAUCCCAACUUGAAAAGUCUGGUACUAAAAAACUGUCAAAUCAGUGCAGUCAGCGCACAAUCCAAAGCCACAUCAUUAUGCAGCCAAUCGACAGAAUCCAUCGAUCUGGCGUACAACGAUGUGAAAUCAUGGUCCUUCUUCAAUUCACUCGACUCCGCCUUCCCAAAUCUCAGGCAUCUAAGAGUGGCUGGUAAUCCUCUAUAUUCAGAGCUCACUUCUGCUCAAGGCAAAGCACUCACGGCAGAGGACGGCUACAUGCUCACCAUCGCCCGGCUUCCCCAAUUGGAGACUCUCAACUACAGUAAAAUCAGUGAUAAAGAGAGACUCAAUUCAGAGACAUACUACCUGGGACAAAUUACCGCGGAACUCUCUCGGGCUUCAAUUGAGCAGGCAGCGGAGAUACUCGCGAGAAAUCCGAGAUGGCAGAGUCUUUGCGAAGAGUAUGGCGAGCCCGCUAUCCACCGAGAGCUAAAGCAAGACGAAUUAGAUCCGAAUAGUCUAGCUGCGAAACUGGUCAAAGUUACGUUCACUCUGGCUGCGAAUGUCUUACCUGAAGCAUCAACAAGACAUUGGAACGAAGAAAUACCGAAGCUGUUCAAGAUAUAUACUGUAUUGGGUAUGGUUGGGAAAAGGUUGGAUGUUCUCCCACUCAAGCUGCGUCUGGUCUGGGAGACUGGCGAGCAGGACCCGGUCGGCCGGGAUGGAGGAUAUACUGGACCAGAAGAAUGGGACAGUAGUGAUGAAGAAGGGGCGGGUUCAGCAAAAGAAGGUGGGCUGGUAGCCAGAGAGGUUGAGCUGGUCGCUGGCACUAGAGCAGUCGGAACGUAUAUUGAGCGGCGAGAAGCCAGAGUCCGGGUCGAGCUGAAGUGA